CAUCCUAGCAGUCAUAGCCUGGACACUCCUGUGGCUCUACAUCAUUAAGACAGAAAGCAAAGAUGCGUUUUACUUUGCUGGGAUGUUUCGCAUCACCAACAUUGAGUUUCUUCCUGAAUAUCGACAAAAGGAGUCCCGGGAAUUUCUUUCCGUGGCACGGACUGUGCAGCAAGUGGUAAACCUGGUUUAUACCACAUCUGCCUUCUCCAAAUUUUAUGAGCAGUCUGUUGUUGCAGAUGUCAGCAGCAACAACAAAGGUGGUCUCCUCGUCCACUUUUGGAUUGUAUUUGUCAUGCCGCAUGCCAAAGGCCACAUCUUCUGUGAGGACUGCGUGGCGGCCAUCUUGAAGGACUCCAUCCAGACGAGCAUCAUAAACCGGACUUCAGUGGGGAGCUUGCAGGGUCUGGCUGUGGACAUGGACUCUGUGGUACUAAAUGCUGGACUUCGGUCGGAUUACUCUUCAACCAUAGGAUCCGACAAAGGCUGCUCUCAGUACAUCUAUGCGGAUCAUCUGUCCUUCCGCUACCCUCUGGAGAUUUCUGCAACCUCAGGGAGGCUGAUGUGUCACUUCAAGCUGGUGGCCAUCGUGGGCUAUCUCAUUCGUCUCUCAAUUGAGUCCAUCCAAAUUGAAGCCGACAACUGUGUCACCGACUCCCUGACCAUUUACGACUCCCUCUUGCCAAUCAGGAGCAGCAUCCUGUACAGAAUUUGUGAACCCACAAGAACAUUAAUAUCAUUUGUUUCUACAAAUAAUCUCAUGUUGGUAACAUUUAAAUGUCCUCGUGUAUGGAAGCUAUCAGGAAUCCGGGCAUAUUUUGAGGUCAUUCCAGAACAAAAGUGUGAAAACACAGUAUUGGUCAAAGAAAUCACUGGCUUUGAAGGGAAAAUUUCCAGUCCAUAUUACCCGAGCUACUAUCCUCCAAAAUGCAAGUGUACCUGGAAAUUUCAGACUCCCUUGUCAACUCUUGGCAUAGCACUGAAAUUCCAUAACUAUUCAAUAACUAAGAAGAGUGUGAAAGGCUGUGAGCAUGGAUGGUGGGAAAUUAACGAGCACAUGUACUGUGGCUCCUACAUGGAUCACCAGACGAUUUUCCGAGUGCCCAGCCCUCUGGUUCACGUUCAGCUGCAGUGCAGUUCCAGGCUUUCCGACAAGCCGCUUGUGGUGGAAUACGGCAGUUACAACAUCAGUCAACCCUGCCCUGUUGGAUCUUUCAGAUGCUCCUCCGGUUUGUGUGUCCCUCAGGCCCAGCGCUGUGACGGUGUAAACGACUGCUUUGAUGAAAGUGACGAACUUUUCUGUGUGAGCCUGAAGCCUGCCUGCAAUGCCAGCUCCUUCAGGCAGCACGGCCCUCUGGUCUGCGAUGGCGUCAGGGACUGUGAGAAUGGCCGGGACGAGCAGAACUGCACUCAAAGUAUUCCAUGCAACAACAGAACUUUUAAGUGUGGUAAUGACAUUUGCUUUAGGAAACAAAAUGCAAAAUGUGAUGGAACAGUGGAUUGUCCGGAUGGAAGUGACGAAGAAGGCUGCAGCUGCAGCAGGAGUUCCUCCACCCUUCACCGCAUCAUCGGGGGCACAGACACCCUGGAGGGGGCUUGGCCCUGGCAAGUCAGCCUCCACUUUGUUGGAUCUGCCUAUUGCGGAGCCUCAGUCAUCUCCAGGGAGUGGCUUCUCUCUGCGGCCCACUGUUUCCAUGGAAACAGGCUGUCAGACCCCACACCGUGGACUGCCCACCUCGGGAUGUAUGCGCAGGGAAAUGCCAAGUUUGUCUCCCCGGUGAGAAGAAUUGUGGUCCACGAGUACUAUAACAGUCAGACCUUUGACUAUGACAUUGCUUUGCUGCAGCUCAGUAUCGCCUGGCCUGAGGCCCUGAAGCAGCUCAUUCAGCCAAUAUGCAUUCCUCCUGCCAGCCAGAAAGUGCGCAGCGGGGAGAAGUGCUGGGUCACUGGCUGGGGGCGAAGGCACGAAGCAGAUAAUAAAGGCUCCCCUGUCCUGCAGCAAGCAGAGGUAGAGCUUAUUGACCAAACCCUCUGUGUUUCCACCUAUGGGAUCAUCACUUCGAGGAUGCUCUGUGCAGGUGUAAUGUCAGGCAAGAGAGAUGCCUGCAAAGGAGAUUCAGGUGGACCUUUAUCUUGCCGAAGAAAAAGUGAUGGAAGAUGGAUUUUGACUGGCAUUGUUAGCUGGGGCCAUGGAUGUGGAAGACCAAACUUUCCUGGGGUUUACACAAGGGUGUCAAAUUUUGUUCCUUGGAUUCAUAAAUAUGUCCCUUCUCUUCUGUAAUUGUACCAGCUGGAUUUUUAACUCUGAUUUGUUAAAAAUAGAGUCUUUAUAAAGAAUGCAAUA
Molecule: messenger RNA, 2341 nt
Organism: Microcebus murinus (gray mouse lemur)
Lineage: Eukaryota; Metazoa; Chordata; Mammalia; Primates; Cheirogaleidae
Gene: TMPRSS7
Product: transmembrane serine protease 7
Biological process (GO): proteolysis
Molecular function (GO): protein binding; serine-type endopeptidase activity
Source: RefSeq, a predicted model, not a curated record